UACUACUGAAGCAAACCAGUUCUUUUCAGAGGUGGAAAAAGCGUUAUUUCAAACUUCGAGGUCGUACCCUUUACUAUGCUAAGGAUUCAAAGUCUCUAAUAUUUGAUGAAGUUGACCUGUCAGAUGCCAGCGUAGCUGAAUCGAGCACAAAAAAUGUCAACAACAGCUUCACGAUAAUCACUCCAUUUAGGAGGCUAAUAUUGUGUGCUGAGAACAGAAAAGAAAUGGAGGACUGGAUAAGCUCUCUGAAGUCCGUUCAGUCCAGAGAACACUAUGAGACCGCACAGUUUAAUGUGGAACAUUUCUCAGGGAUGCAUAACUGGUACGCCUGCUCCCAUGCCCGACCUACCUUCUGUAACGUGUGUAGAGAGAGCCUCUCUGGAGUCACUUCUCACGGCCUGUCUUGUGAAGUGUGUAAGUUUAAAGCACAUAAAAGAUGUGCUGUGCGAGCAACAAAUAACUGCAAAUGGACUACAUUAGCCUCAAUUGGAAAAGACAUCAUUGAAGAUGAAGAUGGUAUAGCUAUGCCUCACCAGUGGUUAGAGGGUAAUCUGCCCGUCAGUGCCAAAUGCGCAGUCUGUGACAAGACUUGUGGCAGUGUUUUACGCCUGCAAGAUUGGAAGUGCCUUUGGUGUAAAGCUAUGGUUCACACUGCCUGUAAAGAUCUGUAUCCUCGUAAAUGUCCACUUGGCCAAUGUAAGGUAUCGAUCAUACCUCCAACAGCACUAAACAGUAUAGACUCUGAUGGUUUCUGGAAAGCCACAUGCCCGCCAUCCUGUGCCAGUCCUCUUUUAGUUUUUGUUAACUCAAAGAGUGGAGACAAUCAGGGAGUAAAGUUUCUUCGUCGAUUCAAACAGUCGUUAAAUCCAGCUCAGGUGUUCGAUUUAAUGAAUGGAGGACCUCACUUAGGUUUGCGGUUAUUUCAGAAGUUUGACAACUUUAGGAUUCUUGUGUGUGGCGGCGAUGGAAGCGUGGGUUGGGUCUUGUCAGAAAUUGAUAAGCUCAGCUUGCACAAACAGUGUCAGUUAGGAGUGUUACCCCUUGGUACUGGAAAUGACCUUGCUCGUGUCCUUGGUUGGGGAGGAUCCUGUGAUGAUGAUACACAACUUCCUCAGAUUUUGGAGAAACUAGAACGAGCCAGCACGAAAAUGUUAGACAGGUGGAGUAUAAUGUCAUAUGAACUGAAAUUACCAGCAAAGCCUUCUAUUCUUCCAGUGACUACAGAAGAGUCGGAGGAAUGCCAGAUAUCUGCUUAUGAGGACUCAGUUGCUGCUCAUCUUGCAAAAAUUCUCAAUUCUGAUCAGCACUCAGUUGUCAUAUCAUCUGCCAAAAUAUUAUGUGAAACUGUAAAGGACUUCGUUGCCAAAAUAGGGAAGACUUAUGAAAAACCAAUGGAAAAUGCAGAGGAAGCUGAUGCCAUGGCUAUUAAAUGCUCAGAGUUAAAUGAGAAGCUAGACCUAUUGCUCCAGGCUCUUCACACAGAAGCCCAGGCUACUCCCAUCCUCCCAGCUAUCUCUCCCCCCAUUGUGGAAGAAGAAGCAGAGGAGUUUUCGAGUGAAGAAUCCUUGUCUGAAAGUAAAGAGCAAUUAGCAGAGUGUGUCUCAAAGUCUUCCACCCAGAAACUCUUCAAACCGAGGGAACAGUUAAUGCUCCGGGCAAACAGCUUGAAGAAGGCUGUGAGGCAGAUCAUUGAACAAGCAGAAAAAGUUGUGGAUGAGCAGAAUGCUCAUAGUGAAGAACAAGUGAACCAGUCCCCACUAGAAUAUAGCAAAGAAUUGGAUGAAUCCAAAGAAGAGGAAAAAGAGGAAGAUACAAAGGAACUUGAGUCGCCAUCAAUUAAAACUGCACCAAGAUCUCCUGAUCGACGUGCAAGCCGAGGUAUCCAUUCUCAGACGGGCUCUUUUUCUGCUCCAGCUUUGGCUGCAAGCAAGGAAAACCUCCCAGUGCUUAACACUAGAAUUAUCUGCCCAGGUUUGAGGGCUGGUCUAGCUGCUUCUAUUGCAGGAAGUUCAAUUAUUAGCAAAAUGUUGCUAGCAAACAUCGAUCCGUUUGGUGCUACGCCGUUUAUUGACCCAGAUCCAGAUUCACUGGAGGGAUAUUCAGAAAAAUGUGUCAUGAACAACUACUUUGGAAUUGGGUUAGAUGCAAAAAUUUCACUAGAAUUUAAUAACAAGCGAGAAGAGCACCCUGAAAAGUGCAGAAGUCGGACGAAAAACAUGAUGUGGUAUGGAGUUCUUGGCACAAAAGAGCUACUGCAGAGAACUUACAAGAACUUAGAACAAAAAGUUCAACUUGAGUGUGACGGACAGUACAUCCCCCUUCCAAGUCUGCAGGGCAUAGCUGUGCUAAACAUUCCCAGCUAUGCUGGUGGGACUAAUUUCUGGGGUGGAACCAAAGAAGAUGAUAUAUUUGGGGCUCCAUCAUUUGAUGAUAAAAUCUUAGAAGUUGUUGCGGUAUUUGGCAGCAUGCAGAUGGCAGUUUCAAGAGUCAUCAAACUGCAGCACCACAGGAUAGCUCAGUGUCGGUCAGUAAAGAUCACCAUACUUGGUGAUGAAGGGGUUCCAGUGCAAGUCGAUGGAGAGGCAUGGAUCCAGCCCCCGGGAGUGAUUAAGAUCAUACAUAAAAACAGAGCUCAGAUGUUAACACGAGACAGAGCCUUUGAAAACACCCUGAAGUCUUGGGAAGACAAACAGAAGUAUGAUUCCUGUAAGCCUGUCAUUCGAUCUCCCUUGUACCCUCAGCAGGCGGUUGAGUUGGCUACAGAAGAAGAAGUUGCACAGAUCCAGCUGUGUUCACAAGCUGCAGAAGAACUUAUUACCAGAAUCUGUGAAGCAGCAAAAAUACAUGGCCUCUUGGAGCAGGAGCUUGCUCAUGCCGUUAAUGCAUGUUCACAUGCAUUAAAUAAAGCCAACCCAAGGUUUCCUGAGAGCCUUACCAGAAACACUGCCAUGGAGAUAGCUGUCAAUGUGAAGGCCCUGCAUAAUGAAACUGAAUCUCUGCUAGUAGGAAGAGUUCCUUUGCAGUUAGAAGCUCCCCAUGAAGAGCUGCUGUCUGAUGCUUUGCACAGUGUGGAAAUAGAGUUGAGAAAACUUGCUGAGAUACCAUGGCUUUAUUACGUUUUUCAACCAAAUGAUGAUGAGGACCCCCCUCUGGAUUAUGCUAAAAGAAACAACAGAAGUACAGUGUUUCGCAUAGUGCCAAAGUUUAAAAAAGAAAAAGUUCAGAAGCAUAAGACCAGCCCUCAGCCUGUUCAAAAAUGGGGCACAGAUGAAGUUGCUGCUUGGCUGGAUCUGCUCAGUUUGGGAGAGUACAAAGAAAUCUUCAUCAGCCAUGACAUCCGAGGCUCUGAGCUUUUACAUCUGGAAAGGCGAGAUCUUAAGGACCUGGGGAUAACGAAAGUGGGUCAUAUGAAGCGAAUUCUCCAGGGAAUUAAAGAGCUCGGCAAGAACACCCCUUUGUCUGAAGUGUGAUUAUGCUGGUGCUCUCCCUAGAGAGCGAAGGGAAAGUUGCUGGAGAAGCAAAGCUGUUGCAGGCACUUAGCUGUCUUUGUAGUUUACUCUAUGGAAGAAUAAGCACCGGUGUGUUUGUACAGGCUAGUAUCUCUGAAUUCUUGUAUGGUGAAGAGCUUGCUGCAAGCGUACAAAAGGAUUUGUGCCAAAAAAAAAAAGAAAAGGUGGUAUGUUCUGUGAAGACGUUUUCUUGGUGUGCAAACUUGGCCAGUUCAGAUAAGCACAUUUUGGUAAAUCGAUUGGUUUAUGGUGAACUGCACUGACUGGAAAAUAUAAUCGAGAAAUGAUUGCUUUGCUUACAUGCAGCUCAGUAUGCCUCUCUUUACACUGCAGCAAGAUACCACUGUACAGCAUGAGGUUAUCCGGUUAUCCUUCCGAGGCACAGCUUCAUAAAACCUCCCGUGCAGGAGACCGAGAGGUUUUGGUGGUUCAACACGUGAGCCUAGCAGUGCCGCAGGUACCCAGCACUCACCGGCCACGCAGAAUGGGGGAGAGAUACCUUGUGAUACCAUGAAUGCAAACUAUAAUGCAUGGUGUGCCUGCCUGAAUCGUCUGUUGUUCUGUUGCAUGACACAUCUGAUACUUUAAACACUUGAACAACUUUUAUAUCAGUUUGAAUGAGAUUUAAUUUAUUACUACUUGAGUGUCUUUUUUUUUUUUUUCCAGUUUCAGGCACUUUUCUAUUCUUCAGUGUUGUCUUAUGCCUAAAAUGUGUUCUACGGCAGAGGAUGUGUGGGUGUGGAAACUUAGCAUUUGUGCCAUAUUCAGCAGAUUAUAUGCAUUAUAUAUGAUUGAAACACUGUACAGUUAGAUUUUUAAAUAUACCAUGUACAGAAGGUAUAUCAGGUAACUAACUUAUGAGUAUUUUUGAAAGACCGGUACCUCACAAAAAUAUCAAUUGGCUUCCUGCAUGGAAAAUGAUAAAGAAUUUUCUCAUGGUGCAUUUUAAUGUAGUUAUUCAGUUAUCUUAAACAUCUGUAGCAUAUUUGAAUUUUUAGGCACUAAUGGUUUUAUUUAUUCUAUUAUUCAAAAAGCAGGUUGAAAGAUUAAUGAAAAAUUUUUACAGGAAAAUUCAUGUUAGUUAUCAUACAUAGGAAGAGUUUUAAAAUGUAGCAGCUGAUUUGAUUUUUGUGGGGUAAGCUUUUACUCAUUACUAACUUACUAUUAAUUUAAAAAUGUCUCUGUAUGCGUUUCUUUACAAAGUCAUCAAUUUGUUUCUUGUCAGCACUCCUACAUCAGUAGAUCAUAAAAAUUUAAAAAACAAACUCUAAGGUUUUACACUAUGCAUGCAAAGAUGAAUCACGUGCAAGAUAGUAAUCCAUGAGUGUAAACAGGUUAAAAAAUGAAAAACAUCUUUGUUUAGAAAUUGCGUUAGACCAGAACUUGUAAGGUUAUUUACAGUUUACUUAAACAAAGCAUAGCUUCAUAAUUGAAUUUCCUGGUUAAUUUUUCACAAAAAUGUUAAUCUAGUAGAAAAAUAAUUUGCAUAUAUCUACAAAAAAACCUACUCAAAUGUUUGAGAUGAGAUGAUAUUGCACCACCUGCCAGAAAACUUGCACAGAAUCGCUUUCUCCUUGCUGUUCCUAACAAUGCGUCAUUGCGGCAUGAGGAACACUUGACUUUUCCUUAAUCGAGUAGGUUUGACAUUUCUUACAGAUUAAAGAGUAUCUUAAUAUCUAUUUAUGUUUUCCUGGUAGGCAGCAGAGUAAGGUUUCGUUUGUUUCUUCCAAAGCUUAUUUUCCCCGUUUAAAGGGGCCAACGUCAAGUACUGCAUCCUGGUUUUGCCCUCCCUUUCUCAUGAGCAUGAUGAGAGUCGUCCCUUGGAAAGUAGAGGGGAAUCGUCUCUUGGAAAGUAAAAUCUAUUCCCCUCAUUGUUUUAUUGCAAAAAAAAUUCAAAAGGAGCAAAAUAGGCUUUGUUUAUAUCCAAUUAUAGUACUAUGUGCUCUUGCUGCUGUAGGUUCAACAAGCACCACUCUGGGAGCUCUGUGGACAUAAUUGAUUAUUCUGGUAAACAAACAAAAGUAAAAGGCUGUGUUCCAUUAGGUUUUCCAUAAAAAACAAACCAAAAUCCCUUUACCAAGUGACAUGAUUUUCAUGCUGUUAUAUGAAAAGCAUAUGCAAACAAUGGAAAGAUUAUAUAUUUUUUUUAAUGUACUUGACAUUGACCCCUUUAAUAAUGUUCAGAUGGCAUCCGUCAAAUCUUCGCAAGUUACAUUUCCUUUUCUCUUUGUUCUCCGUAAGCUAUGCUAUAUUUUGAUGUGUGGCAGCAUUCUAAUAUAUCGAUGUUACAGUAGACUACGUCGUUAAUCUUCCUGGUCGAUUCAAGGACAUAAUACAUGGAAGAACUUUCUUUGCUUUCCUGAUUGUAGGAUACACUCUCUUUACAACUUUCAGCCUUGCUGUAUGCAGUGUGUUAAGAUGGGCUAUGGAACAGGAUCUCUUCAGGUCGCUGUAGAGGUCUGCGCUGAGUAUAUUAAAAAAUGGGAGCUGCUUUUAUGCAAGGGAAAAUAGGCAAGUGGUGUUUGUAAUGCAACGUUCCUAUGGCACUCCUCAAAUUACCUCAGUAUAGGACAACUGAUCACUUGUCUUUGUAUAGUUCAUUUUUUUUAAAUGACCACCAAAGAAUUUAACUUUGAUUGUCCUAAGCAGAAGUUUUUUUAAACGUGCAAGUAGGAAAAAAAUUGUAAGCAUCAUUUAUGCUGUAUUUAUUAGAUGCCCAGGAGAGCAAAUUUUAUGCAACUCUCUGCCUUAGACUAGUGUUGGCUAUCAAAUCCAAAUGCGUCUGACAAGGAGGCUCAAAAUAUUUUACAGGGUUUCUCUGCCGAGGUCAUGGGUCGUAACUGUGUUUAGUGAUGUGGCUUUUCUACAGAAAGACUUUUGAACACAGUGUUACUAUCUCAUGAUUAUUGUAAUUUCCAAGUAUUGUUUUUUUUUUCCUUACUGCUGUAAAAGUCCCAGCUCCUAGAACUAAGGACAUACAUAGCUACCUUUUUAAUGAACUGAAUUCUUUAUAAUUUAAUCCUGAUGUUUAAAGUGCUUCAAAGCAUACAUCCCAAUAUUUCAACGAAAAUAAGGUAAACACAUCCCCUAAAAGUAGUUAGUUUUUUAGAAAACAAGUUAUCCCAAUAGAUCUUGUGGCGCCCGAUUCAACAUGCCAGAUUCAUCAAGACAAAAAAUCACUAUACAAAGUUUACUGGAUGAAUUUUUUGCCCCUAGUCGAAUACUCUUAAUUUCCGUGGUCAGUCAGCAUACCUUAAAAUCUGAAAGGAAUAUAGAGCAAUUGGCAUUUUUUUGAAGUGGCUGGUAUUCAUAUAGGUGAAAUGCCCUACACCUCAGGAAGAGGAAGAGGAGAAAUGCAUGUUUUAAAAUGGCAGCAGAUUGCUAAGAGCAUGUUUCUGUUUUGUCAUUUUUGAAUAGGAUUUUUCCAGUUCACUGUAUUCAAUUGCUGUAGCAACCUCUGAUUUGGGUCAUGCAAGUGUUGCCUUUAUAAUGCCUAAUGCCUCCUUCUUAGAAACUGAAUGAAAUCAGGCAAACUCGUGGUUGCAGGUGUUGGGGUUUUUUUACAAUACUUUAAAGAAAAAACUUGUUCAAAAAUGAAAUUUUUUAUAUGAUGGCAAUUGCAAAUUUUCCUUAUGAUACAUUUUUAUGUAUUUCCCCUUAACCACUAUUUUUUCUCUUGAACAUCUCUUUCUUUCAAAGAAAAAUAUUUUAAACUUGGAAGAACAGUAAAAUGUAAAGUGUGUGAUCAAAAACCCUCCCAGACUAUUUCAAUCCAGUAUUUCUUACUUUGGGACUGGAGUAAACAUGCUUGGUCCUGUAAAUAAUAAAUAGAAAUCAUCUUUCUCUCUCCAUUCCUGCCCAAAGAAAUUCAUACUGCAAUGUUGUAUAACUGUAAUGCGAACAAGAACAACUGGUUUUUUUAUAAUGGCCCAUUUCAUAUUUUCCUAUGCUUUUUGUAGAGAAAUAGAUAACCUGCCAGUUUUGAGUUUUUAAUUGAACUCAGCGAUGCUAAUUCACUUAAUGAAAAUUUCAUAAUGCCUUCGUAAUGAACAGAUCUUAUUUCAAGGGUAAAAUUAUCAGUGUUUUUCAAUGCAUCUAGUCUUCCUUUUGGGAAGACUGGCAGGAGACCUUUUUCACAUGUAAUGGAAAACUAAUACAUAAAGCAAAUAUGAGAGGAUGUUCCAUAGUCCUACUUUAAAAAUAGAUGUAAAACUACGUAUUACACAUAGAUAAUUCCACAAUGGACAUGUAAGACAAAAACCCCCGCAGUGAUUCCAUUUUGCUCGAUGCUUCCUAUUAAUGAUUGCAUUACUAAUGUUUACUACUGGUUCUCCAUUGUUCUCUCUGUGCCUCUAAGUAUUAUGUUCUUGCAUAUAAGUUUGACAGCUCUGGUAACGAAUAAUUAGCAUUGCAAAAAGUCUUUGUGAAAGCUGAAGUCACAAGUGAUGUAUAUUGUUGAGGAUAACCGAGCUGGAGCAAUAUAUUUAGCUUACAACCAGGAAAUCAUCUUGUCACUCGUGUGAGAGCCACAGAAAAGUACAUAAUUAUAAAUUUAUUUUUUCACCCCAAUAACAUAAGUACCUCUCAACUGCAGCGUCCUGAGUGUUACAUUUAUACCACGGGCUCACCCAUUUUUUUGAUUCUGUUUUCAUAGAGUGUAUGUUUUGUGGUAUGAUUUUCAUAUCAUCCAGGUUUGAUGCUGCUUAUUCUAACUGCGAAGAUUUAAUGUUUGCAGGAACUGUACAUGACUGUAUUGCUGUCUUACGUAAAAGGAGGAGUUUUUGAUGACUUGAGGAAGCUGAGGAGUUUGGACAGGACUUAAAACAUCUCUGCUGCCUCUUCAGAGAUGAAUGGUAGGGUCAGCAGGAUUAAUAAAGCAUUAUUUGGUAAUUAUCAAUAGAAGAUCCUUACUGGUUGUAUAAAUUCCUGUAUUUAUAUAUAGAAUAUAGUGUGGAAAUUGAUCUUUUUUACAAAAAGAAAAAAAUUUUCUAGUUCUUUUCUACUACUGUUGCAUUAGGUUUAAUAGCUCUGUUAAUGGUUAGCUUAUGUACUUGAAAUGCUCGUUUCUGCCAUACAGAAGCCCAGUCUGUUUCUCAGAAAUUAUAUUCCAUUUGGAAGCCAUCUGGAGACUCCUAGGAGACUAUUCCUGUAGCCAGUUGGCGCUAAUACCAAAAUUCAUAGCAACUUCUGUAGGCUUAAUAGUGAUUGCCCUCAAUAUUUUAACUGAAAAAAAUGUUUUUGAAAGGGUUUUUUUCAGCCUGUAGAAUUAAACUUAAAACAUCAUCCCCUCAUCAACUGUAAAAAAUGAAAUAUUAACACUGUUAACACUUUGGCAAACUAACAAAAUGCUGGCAAUUACAGACCUGAGAGUAUUCCUGGACAACCUGUAAGGAAUUUAGCUGCAGUGGUUAAAGACCUACACCUUCCGAGCAGUCAACACAAAAUUCAUAUAUUUACUUGGUAGAAUUAUAAACAUCUGUUUUAAAUAAUUGAAGACCUUGACUCCCAGUUGACACAAGCGCUUUUUAUAUACACUUUUUGAUGGGAUUUUGAGUUCAUAUAACCUGUUGCUUAUAUUAGCAAGGGCAGAAGAAGCUGGUUGGAUAAUUUAUGUUUAACACAGGUCACGUCUCUACUAAUGUUCUCACACUGCUUCCCAGCUCCUGUGUCUGGAUGACUUCCCAGCUGCUUGGCAAGACGAGACCCUCGCAUGUCUUCCCCCGUUUCUGUUCAGAAGAGCUGGACAGGCAGGCUAGGAAAAAGCUGUAGGAUGCUCCAGGAGAUCUAGGUUGACCAGGGCUUCAGGCUCCAAAGUCUAGCAUAGCCAUGGUGGACUAAAAUCCUUGAAGUUAUACUCCUGCAAUCCCCGCUGAAAGCUGUAUUUAGCUUGCCAUACCACUGACAAUUAACACUAGCUACUGGAAUGCCCUUGGAAAGAGAAGUGUUUUGGCUAACUCCACCAGCUGUGUAAGACUUUGAAAAUACUAGAAAUUCGGGUAGCUAUUAGUAGGACAAGUAUGCAGGUGACUAAUCUAUAUUUUAUUCUAUGGAACAAACACUUGGAAAAAUAUGUUUGUAGUACGAUUGAAAGAUUAGUGUUAGGAUUCAAAAGAUACUGAAGGUAAAAGCAGUAUGGUACAAAGUUUAAAGUAAUUUGAAUUUUUUUUUUUUCCCCAAAUUCAUUGGAAACAAUUCUUUUAGGAAGCUGUGUUUGAUCCAGGUAUAGUUAUGUUAUACUAGACCAUGUGAACUGGAAGAUGAAACCAGGAAGAAAUGAACUAAAAGUAAAUUGGGUAGUUUGUUUUCAUGAUGGACACCAUGUGAAAAGCCAAAAAUAAAAUCCCCACAGUGCCCCAAAUCCCUACUAUGAAUAUUUAAAGUGAAUUCGCAUUUUAAGUCCUACUUUUAUUAAAAUAAAGUAUUAAUUGGAUAGAAAACUUUUU
This is a messenger RNA of Pygoscelis adeliae (Adelie penguin), 9952 nucleotides long. It is a transcript of the gene DGKH, whose product is annotated as diacylglycerol kinase, eta. Gene Ontology annotation, biological process: intracellular signal transduction; diacylglycerol metabolic process; lipid phosphorylation. Gene Ontology annotation, molecular function: protein binding; ATP-dependent diacylglycerol kinase activity. Lineage: Eukaryota; Metazoa; Chordata; Aves; Sphenisciformes; Spheniscidae. The transcript is spliced from 29 exons. The coding region runs from base 225 to 3470 and encodes 1081 amino acids. The record is from RefSeq and is a predicted model, not a curated record.